Molecule: messenger RNA, 3458 nt
Organism: Periophthalmus magnuspinnatus
Lineage: Eukaryota; Metazoa; Chordata; Actinopteri; Gobiiformes; Gobiidae
Gene: uhrf1
Product: ubiquitin-like with PHD and ring finger domains 1
Exons: 17
Coding region: 167-2491 (774 amino acids)
Biological process (GO): negative regulation of gene expression via chromosomal CpG island methylation
Molecular function (GO): protein binding; ubiquitin protein ligase activity
Source: RefSeq, a predicted model, not a curated record
GGGCGGGAUGUCAAAGUCUUGAAGAAUUACUCAUUGAUCAGUCUCCAACAACCCGCAGAGUUCUUCUCCAAGCCACGAUAAGGAGUUACUUUCGAGACAAACAUACACCAUUUCACAAUAUCCUGACUAUUUGUUUUGUCUUGGACCAAACUGCAGGGUAGGCACAAUGUGGAUCCAGGUGCGGACAAUGGAUGGGAAACAAACCCACCAGGUGGAUUCCCUCUCCAAACUCACUAAAGUGGAUGAGCUGAGAGUUAAAAUAAUGGAGCUGUUUGAUGUGGAGCCGGAGAGGCAGAGACUUUUUUACCGGGGCAAACAGAUGGAGGAUGGCCACACUAUAUUUGAUUAUAAUGUGGGCCUCAAUGACAUAGUGCAGCUGAUGGUUCGCCAGAGUCCUCCAGCUAAAGGCGUCAAAGAUAAAGAGGCCGAGCUCUCAGACUCAGAUUCUGGCUGUGGCUCCACUCCCAGUGAGUCUGACAAGAACUCUACUCACGGUGAGGAAAUGCAGGUGGCUGGAACAUCAGCUGAGGUGACUGCCCCAGAGCUCAUUGACCCUGGCUUUGGACAUUACAAGAUCAAUGAAUUUGUUGACGCAAGGGACCUCAACAUGGGGGCCUGGUUUGAGGCUCAGGUUGUAAACGUUACCAAGACGACAAAGACUCCCACUGAGGGUGAAAUGGAGGUGCAGCCAGAAGAGAUCUCAUACCAUGUCAAAUAUGAAGAUUACCCAGAAAAUGGGGUGGUUCCCUUGACAGCCAAAGAUGUCCGCCCACGGGCUCGCACCGUUUACCAGUGGCACCAGUUGGAACCUGGUAUGGUUGUCAUGGUGAACUAUAACCCUGAUGAUCCUAAGGAACGAGGCUACUGGUAUGACGCUGAAAUCCAGAGGAAAAGGGAGACCCGUACCAUUCGAGAGAUCUAUGCUAAAAUCCUUCUUGGGGAUGCGGGUGACUCUCUGAAUGAUUGCCGCAUUAUGUUUAUCACCGAAAUCUACAAAAUUGAAGAAGCUGGUGGUCAGAAUGAUGCCCCAACAGGAAGUGAGAGUCCGUUGAAGAGAUCAAACGGACCAGAGUGUAAGCACUGCAAAGACGAUCCCAAGAAGAACUGUCACUGGUGUAACUGCCGUGUGUGUGGGAUCAAACAGGAUCCAGACAAACAGCUUCUAUGUGACGAAUGCGAUAUGGCCUAUCACACAUACUGCCUGAACCCACCCCUCACCUCUAUCCCUGAAGAUGAAGACUGGUAUUGUCCAAACUGCCGUAAUGACUCCAGUGAGGUGGUGCGUGCCGGAGAGAAGCUAAAAGAGAGCAAGAAGAAAUCCAAGAUGGCCUCUGCAAACUCUUCCACCCAGAGAGAUUGGGGCAAAGGAAUGGCUUGUGUUGGUCGGACUAAAGAGUGUACGAUUGUCCCAUCUAAUCAUUAUGGACCAAUUCCCGGCGUUCCUGUUGGUUCUCUGUGGAAAUUCAGAGUACAGGUUAGUGAAGCUGGUGUACAUCGGCCUCACGUGGCUGGAAUCCACGGUAGAAGCAAUGAUGGAGCAUAUUCACUUGUGUUGGCUGGAGGAUAUGAAGAUGAUGUGGAUGAUGGAAAUGAAUUCACAUAUACUGGGUCUGGUGGACGAGACUUGUCUGGUAACAAGAGAACUGCAGAGCAAUCCUGUGAUCAGACGCUUACACAUAUGAACAGGGCCCUGGCUCUCAACUGCAAUGUUCCAUUUAAUGCCAAAAAUGGCGCAGAAGCAAAAAACUGGAAAGAUGGGAAGCCUGUUCGGGUUGUACGAAAUUCCAAGGGUGCCAAACACAGUAAAUUCUCCCCUGAGGAAGGAAAUCGCUAUGAUGGUAUUUACAAGGUUGUCAAGUACUGGCCAGAAAAGGGAAAGUCCGGCUUCUUAGUUUGGAGGUAUCUGUUACGGCGUGAUGACGGCGAACCUGCCCCAUGGACAAAAGACGGCAAAGAUCGUAUUAAAAAACUUGGCCUUACCUUGCAGUAUCCUGCGGGUUAUCAGAAAGAAAAGGAGAACAAGAAUGAAGUUGAAGAUAGCACUCCAGAAGGAACCCCAAACAAGUCCAAAAGAAAGCGAAAAUCUCAGGGAAGUGAAUCAGCAAAAAACUCACCAGCAAAGACGCCCAAGAAAACGAAGGUAGAGGCGUACAAACUUACCAAGGAACAGAAAGCACUUAUCAAAAGUGAUGACCUAAACAAGAAACUGUGGGAUGAAGCCAUGGAGUCACUGUCACUUGGACCGAAAUUCUUGACUAAAGUUCAGGAAGUGUUCCUCUGCAUUUGCUGCCAGGAAGUGGUCUUUCAGCCCAUCACCACUGAGUGCCAACAUAAUGUGUGCAAGGAGUGUCUCCAGCGCUCAUUCAGAGCAGAUGUGUUUACCUGUCCUGCCUGCAGGCAUGACUUGGGCAAAAACUACUCCAUGGCAAUCAACCAGUCUCUGCAAGAGAUUCUUAAUCAGUUUUUCCCCGGCUACAGCAGUGGGCGAUGAUCUUUGGUUCUUCUGCCAUCAACUGAGGAUACGCAAAGUAAACUGUAAGGAAUUUAGUAAUGGCAAUAAAGAAUCCCUUUCUUAAUAUAUUUUAAUGAAUAUAAACUACAUGUUGUGGACUUAAAUGCAACUCUGUCAUUGUUCAUGUGGUUCAUGAUUUUUUUCGUUAUAAUACAGCCAUUAAUUUUAAUUUCAGUAUUUUGUUUUCUUGUAUUAACCUUUAUUUGACUUGUAUUUGCUCAGUUUUAAGCCGUUAUCUCGACCAAACUUAUUUUCCGUUGGCUCAAACUCUUGUGUGCCUUAAAUGUGAUAAUCAUGAAGCUGGCCUCAGAAUGCGUUUUCUAAGCACAAAGUUCAACUGUUGCUCCACAAAUAUUAUGCAUGUUAUUGUGGGAUUAGAACCUAGGCACUGAAGCCUCUUCAAUUAAUGUGUCAUUAAUUGGACCCUUAAGUAUCUGUUCUGUUAAUUGUAUUGUUUAAAGAAUGUUUUAAUGUACAACCAGCUAAAUCAAAUGGUUACAGCAAAAGUUGCAGCCUUCCAAAUAGAUUUAAUAAGGCCACCAGUAUUUGGCAAUUUAACAUUAAGCUAGCCCAAAGAAGUGAAGUAUAGACCCCCUUUAUUUUAGUAUAUUUUCUGGCAACUUGACCUGAUGAAAUUCUGAGAAUGUAUACUCAAUUUGUAAUCCUUUUCUGCCAUGUAUUUUUGGCUCCCUUAUACUUUAAUGUUUCAUGCACUGCUCCUGUAAUGUUUAUACCUGUUAAUGCUUUUGUAAUCUCUUAAAUGCAUGACAAGAUUUCAUCCACAUGUCGGCACUUUGGAGAGACAAAAUUGGCAUAGUCUGAAAAAAAUGUAUUAUAUUUUCACAAUUUGUACACGUUUUUAGCCGUGUUUUUAGAUUUUAUAUGUAGUUUUAGAAAUUUUGCACGUGUUUUGUGCAAGAAUUUUCUAUUUUCAAUGUUCUUCAAU